AUGCUAGAUUCCAUGGGCACGGCCGCGGAGACCACGAUUGACAGAUUAGUAGAAUGUGUAGACUCGUUCCUCGCGUCCGAAGAUGAAGAAUCCGAAGAGGAUGACGCGCUGGAAGAAAACGUCGUCGAGGAUCGCCCCCAGGAAACGAGAAACGUUGCGAAAGGGUUGCCGCGUUAUCUUCGGGGACUAAUGGGUGAGGCGAACAUGUGCUUCGCUCGAGGCCGUUACGAGGACGCUGUCAAGAUGUGCCUCGAGAUUGUCCGGCUUGCGCCCACUUCGCCGCUUCCCUUCCAGACACUCGCCAUGAUCUACGAGGAGCUACGAGAUCCGAAUCGAUCGUUGCAGUUCGGCUUGAUCGCGGCCUACUUGGGUACGCAGGACGCCUCCGAGUGGAGCCGGUUGGCGCAGCUUUGCCUGGAGCAGGGUCUCGUCCGCUGCCCUGCUAGUGCUUCACAAUCAUUGCGGAGUUCAGCUGCUGCCGCUGCCGGAGGGGCACAAAGCAAUCACCUACAGAACUACUUGAAGACUCUCUCGACGUCCUUUGAGAGAUGCCUGGUGCCUGCUGAGCUUUGCAUUGACAUAAAGACGAAGCUUGUGGUUUGUGUAAUACACCUGGGUGGCCGGCAUCUUGUUAUGGAUCUUGUGAGAGAAAUGAAGCGUGAGCUGGACCCCGAAAAGUCUGGCGAUUUUUUGCUGAAUGUGGCUGAAGCCUUCAUGGAAGCGGAAUUCGAGAACGAUGCACUACCGCUGCUGCGCAUGCUUGUGCGCACUUGCAACUGUGGGACGGCAGCCGUUUGGCUCCUAUACGCGGAAUGUCUGAAGCGACUCGGCCGCCACCAAGAGGCGACAAAGGCGUACGAACGCACGUGCGAGCUGGCACCACGCCACGCACCGUCCCGCCUCUCCCUGGGCCAGCUGUUGGACGCGCAGGGGCUUCGGGACCAGGCCAUCGACUGUCUCGCCACCGAUUCCCGACAGCUGCAGGACACCAAGGACAGCACGCCAGAGCAGCAGCAGGAUUUGGCGUCCGUGCUGCUUUGUCAGGCGCGGCUAUUGUGGGAUUCCGGACAGCGCGAGGCUUUUAUUGAGUCGGCCAUGACGCUGGUGCGGGCACACUGUUUGUCUGUCUGUUCGGCAGAAGAAUACGAUGCGGUGUACUCAAAUACGUAUCACUUGAGUCGCAUGAAGGUACUACGUGAACUGCAUGAGAAACGCGGCUUCACACCGGGCUGGCUCACAAUGGAGAGUGGUGUGUCUGUCGAAGAACUGCAGGCAUGCUUCCUCGAGCUCUACCGAGCACUGCAAGAGACCGGCCGCAUGGACGACCUGAGGCAAGUCGCGACGGAAGUUCUCGUCGCGCCCAUGUUCAAUAAAGACGCAACGAGCACUGAGGAGCUGGAGUUCUUGAGCUUUCUAGCCCAUUACCAGGACCCGGACCACGUAGAGCACAGCUUUGCCAUCAUCCGCGCCAUGGUGCUCAAGUAUCCGAACCAAGUACGUGCGUGGAAUUUGCUGGGUCUCGUGGCCAACCAAAUACCGGCGUGGCGUAAGAAGGGAUUCUACCUCCGGCUAUUAUACAAGCACGAGAAUAGCCUGCCACUUGGUGUGCUCGUCGCUCACAACGCUUUUCUCUGUGCGAACUACAAGCACGCUCUGGCAGAGUACACGCAACUUCUUCGCCAUGUCGGAAAGGAAGAGCCAAUGCUGUUGCUGUGCUCAGGCAUUAGCCUAAUGCGUUUGGCGGGACAACAGUUGACACUAAACCAAAAUUGUCCAGGGAGCCGAAAGUCUGCAGGGGUUCAGAAGUCUCCAAGGAAGUUUUACUGGCUGGCCACUCAAGGGAUGACCUUCUUGUGCCGCUAUUUGCGUGCUCGAGGCAGUGAUUGUCAGGAGGCCCUUUUUAACGUUGGCCGCGCUCUUCACGAGCUGGGCUACCCGCACAUGGCUGUCAACAUGUAUCAACGGGCACUCGCCGCACCACCGGCUGUGCAGAAGAUGCCAGAGGUAUUUGACCUGCGACGGGAGAUAGCUUUCAACCUCAGCCUGUUGUACCAGCGCGGAGGCAACAACGAAUUGGCCGAUUGGUGCAUUAACCACUACUGCGUCAUUUGA
Messenger RNA from Rhipicephalus microplus (southern cattle tick), 2112 nucleotides. RefSeq names its product general transcription factor 3C polypeptide 3. Lineage: Eukaryota; Metazoa; Arthropoda; Arachnida; Ixodida; Ixodidae. Gene Ontology annotation, biological process: transcription by RNA polymerase III. The record is from RefSeq and is a predicted model, not a curated record. Gene Ontology annotation, cellular component: transcription factor TFIIIC complex. Gene Ontology annotation, molecular function: protein binding.